Porites lobata is the source of this 2215-nucleotide messenger RNA. Lineage: Eukaryota; Metazoa; Cnidaria; Anthozoa; Scleractinia; Poritidae. The record is from the annotation of a GenBank genome assembly.
AUGGCAUCCAAGGGACCGGAGUGUUCAAUCUGUUUUGAACGUUUCAAUGACGAAAACAAAUGUCCUCGGUUGCUGAGUUGUGGACACAGCUUCUGCUCGUGUUGCUUGGAAAGGUUACUCCGUGGUAACACCAUUGAUUGUCCCCAAUGCAGAAAUCCAGUUGUCGUUCCAUCUGGGGUCCAUGGCCUGUCAAAGAAUUUUGCAUUACUGGACAUCGUGAACGAAACGACAUCCAAACAACAUGUUUUGCCAAAUACCAGAGAAAAGAGGCCUUCGCUAGCAGGGAAUAGAAGUAAGGGCUCACACGAAUGUGAAGCUUGCGAUAAGAAACAUCCUGCAAAUUUCUGCUGCCUUGACUGCAAAGAAAACAUGUGCAAAACUGCAGCUCAGUUUCAUACUCGCAACAAGGCAAGUCGUGACCAUCGGGUUGUUUCCCUCGAAGAGCUGGAAGCAAACCCUCAGCUCGCUUCUGUAUCCCUCAUCUGCCAAAAACACAACGAUAAAUUCCGGUUUUUCGAUGAACGGUGCGGUUGUGUUGUUUGUAGGGAAUGCAUCGCUGUAGAACACUUUGGUCACGUUUGUUUACCAUUAGCUGAAGCUGCCUUUAAGUACCAACCGGAAGUGGAAGAUUUAAUCGAAGAGACCAACAUCCUUCUUGGUGAAGCUAAGGUCAUAGAAGAUGAAGAGAUGGAGACGUGUUCGGAACUGAAAAGAGCUCAUGAACAGGGGCUAACGGACAUUCAAAGCUUCUUCAAAGAGGUCUGUUAGAGUCACUUCGUUAUUGUGUUGUUUGGGUUAUCUAGGUUGACUUAGUCUUGUUACAAUCUUUCUUUUUGAUAAGAAUAUAUUUUAUAAGAAUAUCGCGUAUAUGGAAAUUUGCGAAAUUUUGCGUUCACUCCCCGGGUUCCAACGGCAGCGGACGAAUUUUCAACCGGUCGAAAAGUUUAACUGGGCACUUUGUUUACACUGAUGCGCUCAAUAUUUUCGCUUUUUUCAGAAUCUUUUCACCCGAAACUGACAAACCAGGUUGAGUUUUAACUUCCAGUGGUUUGACCAUCUGCCCAUGCACAGAGUGCUAUGCUUUAGGCAGGGGCACCCAACGAGAAUAUAGUUCAAAACCACUUAAACAUAGCAUAGUUGAACGUGUUUUAGUAUUUAAACGGUAGAUAUAGGCAUAUUUUUAUCCCCUCAAAAUUUUUCAUUUGUUCGGAUUUCCUAGCUGAAAAUCUAGUGAUCCAAACAUUAUAAGGAUCAAAACUUACCUUUCCGAAACUUUCAGCCAGAAAAAGGGCUCCCGAAUAUAGUUAGGUGACCUUUUUAGGGUAAAAAUCCGUUAAAAAUGGGCAAUUAUACCAUUUUUUAGAUGUUCAAAAAUCCUAGAAGAGGGAGGCAAGCAAGAAAUUUUACAACAAAUGUUCCGAAAAUUCUAGAUCUCAAAUCGUCUUCCGAACAGAUAUUUUCCGAAAAUUGACGUUGGGUACCCCUGUUUAGGUCCUUUAGCAAAUCCAAGGCAGAUUUACAACGCCUCCAUGGUUAUUGUAUUCACACCUUGCCGGCCACAUUUUCGACCGCAUCCACUAAAAAAAACCCUUGAUUUUGGCGUUCAAAGUUUUGAACGGCUAGUCACGAAAUUAAGAUGGUUCCAAUUGAACGGAACACCUAAACGAAAGAAUUUUAAAAUCGCCCGGUGACAAGUGAACUUAUCCAUAGUUUACUUUUGCCAGCGUGCUCGCAAAGCGCGGGGAAUAGCGAUGAAGGCAUCGAUUUUUAAAAAUCCAAGUGCUGAAAAAAAGGCAAGAAUACUACGCUAAAUUUUUCGCAGCUUUCUGGAUUCAUAGUUUCAGCUGUAGUUUGCUGAGAUAAAAAGCAUUUACUUCCAACACUUUGGCUAUGACGUUGUAUUAUAACACUCACCUUAAUUUGUCGUACAAAAAAUGCCUGAGAUUAGAUGUGAUCACUGAUUUGUUUGUUAUGGCAGCUGCACGGUGCCCUCUCUACAAGAGAACACGAUCUAAAAGUUGAUGUCAACCAAAUCUUCAAGCCUGAGGUGGACUUCCUUGAAGAGCAGCUGAAACGCCUGCGCUCAUGGAAGACUGUCCUAGAGAGUGUCAAACAGCGCGCAGAGUUAGCCAUUCAGACCUCAGGCAGCGAUGAGCUCCAUAUUUGCAUAUUGAAUGCAAAAUCCGAGCUGGAAAAUGCCCUAGAAAGCAAACCA